Molecule: messenger RNA, 4044 nt
Organism: Dovyalis caffra
Lineage: Eukaryota; Viridiplantae; Streptophyta; Magnoliopsida; Malpighiales; Salicaceae
Source: the annotation of a GenBank genome assembly
AUGGUGUUCAAGAACAAGCUAUUUUUCUCAUCUUCAAAGAAGUCAGAAACGUCAAGUCCUGAUGGAUCCAACAACAGUCCAAGAUCAACCGGGUCAAAUUCACCGAUCCGAUCCGACAAGAAGAAGGCCACCAAAUCUAAAGAUUCAACACCCACCACUCCGACUAGUACUGGUAGUUCUAGUAAUUUUACUUGCAAGCAAACCCAUGUUAAAGAUGGGGUCAAAAAGAAAGACUCAUUUUUAAAAGGCAAAGAAACUGUGAACCAAACUCAAACUUCUACGAAACCAGGGAUUUCAAAUUCUGUGGCGGGUUUUAAAUCCAAGAAAGGUGGCGUCUUGGUUGAUAACAAGGAGAAAGAAGCAGAAAAAACGCCUGUUUCGCCGAUUUUAGCAUCAUCCCUGGGGUUGAAUAGGAUCAAAACAAGAUCAGGGCCAUUGCCACAAGAGAGUUUCUUUAGCUUUAGAGGUGAUAAAGGGAGUGGUGUAUUGGGGUCUAGUAAUUUGUCAAGGCGUGGUGGGGAUGGAGGGUCAGGUUCGAAUUCGAGUUCUUUAGGGUCAGGGAAGAAGAAGGAAGGGAUAUUGGGGCAGAGUAAGUUGAUGGGACUUCAAGAGAGUGUUAAUGGUGGUGAUAAUUGGGAUAGUACAUCUACUGGAUGUGGAGGAGGACAGUCCAGGGAGGUCAGUCCUAAUUUGCAGGCAAGGACCAGUUUGCAAAAUGGGGAGUCAUCUAGUGAAACUGGUCGACAUAAUUCAUCAUGGGGUCACUCUGGAGGCUUGCGAAGCUCAGAUGCUUUUACACCUGAGACUUAUGAUUGCGACAACCCAAAGGAGUCUGAAUCUCCCAGGUUUCAAGCAAUACUCCGCGUGACAAGUGCCCCUAGAAAGAGGUUUCCUUCUGAUAUCAAAAGUUUCUCCCAUGAAUUAAAUUCCAAAGGUGUACGACCUUUCCCAUUUUGGAAGCCUCGAGGGCUAAAUAACUUGGAGGAAAUUUUGGUUGUCAUACGGGCAAAAUUUGACAAAGCAAAGGAAGAAGUUAAUUCCGACCUGGCUAUCUUUGCAGCGGAUCUGGUUGGAAUUCUUGAAAAAAAUGCAGAUAUUCAUCCUGACUGGCAGGAAACUAUUGAAGACUUGUUGGUUUUGGCUCGGAGUUGUGCUAUGACAUCACCUGGAGAGUUUUGGCUUCAGUGUGAAGGUAUAGUCCAAGAAUUGGAUGAUAGACGCCAAGAACUUCCACCAGGAAUGCUGAAGCAGCUCCAUACCAGAAUGCUUUUCAUCCUUACAAGGUGUACCAGAUUAUUGCAAUUCCACAAAGAAAGUGGGCUGGCUGACGAUGAAAAUGUUUUCCAGCUUCGUCAAUCUAGGGUUUUGCAUUCUGCAGAUAAACGCAUUCCUCCAGGCGUUGGUAGGGAUGGGAAAAUUUCUAGUGCUGCAAAGAAGGCAGCUUCGGCAAAGAAAUCAUACAGUCAAGAGCAGAAAGCUGCGUCAGUGAAGAAAUCAUAUAGUCAAGAGCAGCGUGCUUGGAGCAGAGAACAAGAUAUACAACCAGGAAAAUUGCUCUCUCCUGCUGACAGCACUCGGAAGAUUAACGAAUCUCCUACAGGCAGGGAUCGGAUGUCUUCUUGGAAACCACUCCCAUCUCCUCCUGGAAAAAGCACAAAGGAAGUUGUUCCUUUAAAGGAGCAGAAUGACAAUAAGAAUGAGCCUUUGAAAUUGCCAAAUGACAGGAAAGGAGCUUUUGAUGGGCUUCUGGCUGCUGCUAAGGCUUCUGAGUUUCCACUGGUCAAAGAUUUGCAUGAACAUUCUACAAAGCACCAACACAAUGGUUCUUGGGGUAACUGGAAUGACCAGGACGAGAGUUCAAUAAUUUGUCGGAUUUGUGAGGAGGAAGUUCCAACUUUACAUGUAGAAGAACAUUCAAGAAUCUGUGCAAUUGCAGAUCGAUGUGAUCAGAAGGGUCUAAGUGUGAAUGAGCGCUUGGUCAGGAUUUUUGAAACUCUUGAGAAGAUGAUAGAAACCUUUGCUCAGAAGGAUAUCCACGGUGCAGUGGGAAGCCCAGACAUGGCAAAAGUAUCAAAUUCCAGUGUGACUGAAGAAUCUGAUGUUAACUCUCCAAAACUCAGUGAUUGGUCUCGGAGAGGGUCUGAGGACAUGCUUGACUGCUUUCCUGAAGCUGAUAAUUCUGUUUUUAUAGAUGACAUGAAGGGUUUGCCAUCCAUGUCAUGUAGAACCCGUUUUGGUCCCAAGUCUGAUCAAGGAAUGGCCACAUCGUCAGCUGGUAGCAUGACUCCUAGAUCUCCAUUAUUGACACCAAGGACCAGUCAGAUAGACUUGCUUUUGGCAGGGAAGAGUGCCUUUUCUGAGCAUGAUGACCUUCCACAGCUGAAUGAACUUGCUGAUAUUGCAAGAUGUGUGGCAACUACACCUCUAGAGGAUGAUCGCUCCAUUCCCUAUUUGCUAACCUGUCUUGAAGACUUGAGAGUUGUCAUUGACAGGAGAAAAUCUGAUGCGCUUACAGUGGAGACUUUUGGGACACGAAUUGAGAAGCUUAUUCGAGAGAAGUAUUUGCAGCUUUGCGAGCUAGUGGAUGAUGAAAAGGUUGAUAUAACAGGUACUGUAAUUGAUGAAGACACGCCUCUGGAAGAUGAUGUUGUUCGAAGCUUGAGAACAAGUCCCAUACAUUCUUCUAAGGAUCGAACCUCCAUAGAUGACUUUGAGAUAAUAAAGCCAAUAAGUCGUGGUGCCUUUGGACGGGUGUUUUUAGCUAAAAAGAGAACAACAGGAGAUCUUUUUGCCAUAAAGGUUCUUAAAAAGGCUGAUAUGAUCCGCAAGAAUGCCGUUGAAAGUAUACUAGCGGAACGAAAUAUUUUAAUUACAGUCCGCAAUCCCUUUGUGGUUCGCUUCUUCUAUUCAUUUACUUGUCGUGAGAAUUUGUAUCUUGUGAUGGAGUAUUUGAAUGGUGGUGAUUUGUAUUCAUUGUUGAGAAACAUGGGUUGCUUAGAUGAAGAUGUUGCUCGUGUAUACAUUGCAGAAGUUGUGCUUGCUUUGGAAUAUUUACACUCACAGCGUGUAGUUCAUCGAGAUUUGAAACCUGAUAAUUUGUUGAUUGCACAUGAUGGGCACAUCAAGCUGACGGACUUUGGUCUUUCCAAGGUUGGUCUCAUCAAUAGCACUGAUGAUUUAUCUGGUCCAGCUGUUAGUGGGACAUCCAUGCUCGUGGAUGAUGAACCUGAACUAUCUACUUCUGAGCAUCAACGAGAAAGGCGGAAGAAACGUUCUGCUGUGGGUACACCUGAUUAUCUGGCACCAGAGAUACUUUUGGGAACGGGACAUGGAACAACUGCUGAUUGGUGGUCUGUAGGUGUUGUUUUAUUCGAACUGAUUGUUGGUAUUCCACCCUUUAAUGCGGAGCAUCCCCAGGUUCCUCUGCUGCCUGACUGUCCCUAUGCGGAAUUGGCAUCUAUUUACAUGGCGGACAUGGGUCAGGGUUGGUUGCAAAAUUGUUUCAAACACUUGAUAAUAUUUGAUAAUAUUCUCAACCGUAACAUACCUUGGCCCCGGGUGCCUGAAGAAAUGAGUCCUGAAGCACAGGAUCUAAUUGAUAGAUUAUUAACUGAAGAUCCUCAUCAGAGACUUGGAGCUGGUGGAGCAUCAGAGGUGAAGCAGCAUGUAUUCUUUAAGGAUAUCAACUGGGACACACUUGCCAGGCAGAAGGCUGCAUUUGUGCCCAGUUCAGAGAGUGCAUUGGAUACUAGCUACUUCACAAGUCGAUACUCAUGGAAUACUUCAGAUGACCUAAUAUAUCCAGCCAGUGACUUUGAGGAUUCGAGUGAUGCUGAUAGCUUGAGUGGAAGCAGUAGCUGCUUAAGCAAUCGCCAUGAUGAAGUGGUAGAUGAAUGUGGAGGUCUUGCUGAAUUUGAGUCUGGUUCAUGUGUUAAUUACUCCUUCAGCAAUUUUUCUUUUAAGAAUCUCUCCCAGCUUGCAUCAAUCAACUAUGAUCUUCUCUCCAAGGGUUUGAAGGACGAUCCACCGACGACUAAUUCAUGA